Serpula lacrymans var. lacrymans S7.9 is the source of this 2442-nucleotide messenger RNA. RefSeq lists its product as uncharacterized. Gene Ontology annotation, cellular component: plasma membrane. Gene Ontology annotation, molecular function: guanyl-nucleotide exchange factor activity. Gene Ontology annotation, biological process: positive regulation of GTPase activity; Ras protein signal transduction. Bases 1 to 2442 code for a protein of 813 amino acids. The record is from RefSeq and is a predicted model, not a curated record. NCBI's taxonomy places the organism in Eukaryota, Fungi, Basidiomycota, Agaricomycetes, Boletales, Serpulaceae. The transcript has 6 exons.
AUGGCUCAUUCGACAGCCUCUGUUACUGUCGGCAAGCCUCGACCUUUGACUCGAAAAAAGACGAUGCCUAGCCUUCAUUCCAGCGACUCACGUUCUGUACAAUUGAAAAGCUCCUCCCAAGAGCUCGAUGCUGUGUCUCUGAAGACAGCCAGCAUCAUGACCCACGAUCAAUCACCCUCCUCUCCAAGGGUCUUCUCACCCACUCAGCCAACUAUCAACUUAGAAUGCACAUUCCCUGCUAUCAUUGCUCCCAUCACCAUCCUUCGUCGCGUUCCCUUAACCCAGAACCUCGACGCCGUCAGAUCCCUCGCCCCCAUCAUUACCAACUGUCUUUCCACCAUCUUAGACUCCAUGGCCCAGUUGCCUGAAGGAGUCCGCGCUUCAUCUUCUUACCAGCUAGCGAAGAGCGACCUGCUUUUCUCAAAGGACAUGUUCCUGUCCCAUGCUGAAACCAUUGAUCCAAAUUUAGUUGGUAGAGAGCGUAACGGAGCCAUUCAAACCUCCUUACGACUAUUAGAAGUGAUGAUGAGUGGUCUUAAGGGACUACUAAGGGCAGCUGAGCGCGAGUUGAUUGAUAGUAAACCACUUCCACCCACUCCGGAGUGCGAUACUGAUGAUGCUGUUCUGGUCGAUAUCGAAGAAGGUAAAGUCCUCAAUGUAUUCUCCCCCGCAGCCGUCGCUAAUGCCACCCACCCAUCUCAAGGGGUAGACCCCAAUUUUCACGCGACACCCCGAGAGAAACGUGAGCGCGUCGUCCGUCGCAAGAAGAGUAAAAUCAAUGCCAUGCUUAAACCACUAUCCGUUCUCGUCAAAUGCGGGAAGCAGUCCACCGAGCGCCUCGCUUCCUCCACGAACGACUCUUCCUCCACACUAGUUCGCACCGAUUCUGAUAGUGAUACUAAGAAGUCGCAAGACGCCUCUUCCACACUCAAUACUAUCAGCGACAAUGUCGUCGACUGUAUCAGGAACUCGAUCGCUCAGUUCCCCGACGACUUCUUCCUCGACGGUGACGACGCUACCCUUCCACCUCACCCAGAUGAUGCUAGCGAGUUGUGCUUUAAUGCCACGGGCGACAUUCUUGGAGGUGCUUCUUUGAAGGCCUUGGUUCGGAUCUUAACCAGCAAGGAUGGGCUUCCCGACUGCAACUUCACGGAUUUCUUUUUGCUGAGCUUCCGCUACUUCACGACCCCCGAGGAGGCACUCGCUGCGCUCAUCGACCGUUACCACGAGAAGACGCCUGAAAAUUUGACACCGCUCCAGCUCCCUACCUGGGAGAGAGAAGCAUAUCAAAUCAAGCUACGCGUCGCCAAAGUGCUCUAUCUGUGGACGGACAAGCAUUGGAGGCCUGAGGAGGAUGAACCCGCAUUCAACGCGCUCCUCCAAUUCGCAUUCUGCCGACUCACUCCUGACCUGCCCCGCCCCGUAUCCAAACGAGUUAUCGAUACGCUACACCGAUACGCUUGCGACAAAAGCAACUUCCGUGGUCGCCGUUUGGAAUGCACCACCGCUAUUGGCGAAUCUCACUUACCCACUAAGCCUAUUCCUGCGACGGGCUGGCUCCCGUCGAAGAGGAAAGCCAUGGAAGCCGGCGACUUUAGUGAGGUCGAUAUCCUGUCAUUUGAUUGCACUUCUGGUCACGAGGAGCUCGCGCGCCAAUUAUCUUUGGCACUCUCGGAGUUGUAUCUCGACUUCAGGCCUGAAGAUGCGGUGAAGUUUUGGAAAGAUGGCUUGGAUCAAGACGUUGGGCGUAAAAUCACUGCUAUCGUGGUUUACGAGAGAGCGCUGAGUAAUUGGACGACUUCGGUCAUCUUAUCCAGCCCAAUUGCAAGGUCUCGCGCAGCUGUCAUCGGUUGUCUCCUGCAAAUCUCAACGAAAUGCAUGGCUAUCCGAAACUUUGGUGCAUCUGCGGCCAUCUACACUGGGAUUAUGCGGGUGUUGGAUCGUUUGAAAGCUACUCGCAGUGAAAUAUUCGAAGAUCAUAACAAGCUGCUGCGCGUCGUGGGUGACGUCAUCCCCCUCGAUAUGCAGAGAAAGUCCUAUUGGAAUGCUCUAGGGGAUGAAAUUUUGCCUACGGUGCCUAUCAUGAGUAUAUUCAUUGGCGAAAUACAGAUUGCGUUCAGUCAUCCGUCAACGCGCGAAUAUCCCAAAGGCUCGGGUUGCCAACUCAUCAAUGUUCACCGUUAUCGCAAUGUCGUCAAAGUCAUCCAAGCGAUGGAAAAAUCCCAUGUACCCUACAAGCUACAACGUGUCAAUUCCAUUCAAAAAUGGCUCAACGCUGAACUGGGCCCUUUCAUUCGCGCUGACUUGGCGGAAGAGAAUCGUAUGGUCGAUGCGUUUUACGCAAAAACGCGUGAAAUCGAACCCAAAGGUGCCAAGCCUCCUCACAGAAGCUGGCAGCGUAUGCUGGACAUUUGGGUCCAUGAGUUCCUUCCCAGGAAAUGA